AGAGAGAGAGAGAGAGAGAGAGAGAGAGAGAGAGAGAUUGGUGAAGAUCAGUUGAGUCGUUGAGUCUCGUCACGGAGAUCUUCAGUCAAUGACAGCGCUCACAUUCUCCUCUUGAAGAUGCUUGUGCUGGUCGGUGUGUGUGCGCUGCUGAUCGCCGGGGCUUCUGCCCGCAACGACAACGGCAAUUUUUUGGACGACAAAUGGUUGACCGGGAGAUGGGACAAAUUCAGAGAUGAACCAGGAACAUGGAGCCCAGGAAAACCAUUCGAUCAAGCUCUGGACCCUGCCAAAGAUCCGUGCCUCAAGAUAAAAUGUGGCCGCCAUAAAGUGUGUGUGGCAGAAGAUUACCAAACACCCACCUGUGUUAGUCAACGCAGGAUGAGUUUAAAGGACAUGAAUUUGAACUCACCACUGCUGAAAUGCAAAAGAUGUCCAGUUGUGCACCCUGCACCUGUUUGUGGAACAGAUGGGCACAUUUACUCCACCAAGUGUAAACUAGAAUAUCAAGCUUGCAUCUCUGGGAAGCAGAUUUCUGUGAAGUGUCCAGGACAGUGUCCCUGCCUUUCAGGAAAUACAGCAGAGAAGAGAGAGUGUGGUAAUGCAGAGAUGACUGAAGUGGUUAGCAGAUUACGAGAGUGGAUCACAGUUCUUCAUGAGAGUGGCAAUCCCAGCAAGAAAUAUAAGUUCCAGAAGCCAGAGAGGAAGGUGGACAUGAGUAAGGUGCCCCUCUGUAAGGACUCUCUGGGCUGGAUGUUCUCCAGACUGGACACAAACUUUGACCUUCAGCUCGACCAAUCAGAGCUGUCCAGCUUGAGCUCAGAGAAGAGUGAUGUGUGCACUAAAGCCUUCCUCAGGUCAUGUGACCCAGACAGAGACAGGCUCGUUUCCAGCCAGGAGUGGUGUUCUUGCUUUCAGAGAUAUCAAGAAACUCCCUGCCAAUCAGAGAUCACCGUCAUCCACAAACAACAAGCUGGGAAGAAAUUACUGGGUCCAUACAUCCCCUCCUGUGAUGAGAAUGGCUUCUAUAAGCCUCACCAGUGUCAUGGUAGCAGUGGUCAGUGCUGGUGUGUCGACCGCUAUGGAAACGAGGUCGCGGGGUCUCAUACCCACGGGCCUGCUGACUGUGCCGCGGAGUCUUCCGGAGAUUUUGGCAGUGGCGACUCACUGCUCUCAGACGAUGAGGAUGGUGAUGUUGUAAAUGAUGAAGAGGAGAUGGGAGAUGAUGAUGAUGAAUAUGAACAAGUUGAUGAUGAGUAUGGGUACCUGUCAUAAUCAGGUUUUUUUUUUUUUUUUUUUUUUUUUUUUUUUAUUAUAUAAAAAUAUAAAUAAAAAAAAAAGGAACCAAAUAAAAAACAAACUUUCAUUUGGUCUUAAAGCACGUUUCUAGGUGACCUCGGCAGAGUGCAGUACUAACAUUACUAAAGGGUCCAUCUACCCCUUGUGCUGUAUAACAUUUGUACAAAAUUAAUAAUACUCAAUAACCACAUUUCAUUUUUGUUAUAUUUCUUAUAUUCAUCCAAAGCGAAUAAGUGUAUUGACAGACCUAGAAGUUCAGGAAUUCAUUAGCGGGUUUGAUGAGAAAUUAAUGAGGGUUAAUUUAAGAAAUUAAUGAGGUUGUAUAUGAGAAAUUAAUGAGGGUUAAAUGUUUGCACUUAUAAACAUGCACACAAAUACACAUACAAAAUACAUGCGUACACACACCUGAAGGCAUGAUUCCAUGAGCAACUCGCUCCGUAACUCUUUACACCUGCUAGGAUGUGAUUUUACAGUCAUGCCAUGAGGUCUUAAUGUUGAUUUUCACACAUUUUGUCUCAUAACGGUUCGCCAUAAUCACAUGCCUACACUUAUUUAUCAAUGUUUUUCCUUAGAAGAAUGAAUACUUAAAACUACUGAUGAAUUAUCAAAACGUAUUAACAUUUGAUAUUUAAAGGUCGACAUUCUAGAGCAAAUUGUUUGACGCAGCCUGGAUUGACCACACUUCCGACACACAAUAAAAUAGAUGUGACUGCAGUUGAUGUUACGAGAGGACAGAGUCAUGCUAUUUACAGAGGCUUAUACACACACACACACACACACACACACACACACACACACACACACACACACACACUUAUCUUGUGAAUAGUUUGGCAGUCCUUGGGCAUGAGGUGCCUUUGACGCAACACAGAGGAACGGGUGGAAAAGAGGUCUGGAGAAAAGAGAGAAGGAGAUAUUUAGAGUUAGAAUGUAGAACUUGACUGCCAUAUGAAUAAAAAAAUGAGAGGUUUUUGCGUCACGUUCUGUUGUUUUUGUCUAUAGGAGAAAGUGAACAUGAUUAGUUAGUUUGCAUAUGUUACUGUAGACAACAAAUCAUAUGAUAGAUGCUGCUGCUGUCACUUAUUCUCCUCGUCCCUCUCAGUGCUUUUGCAUUUUCUGUCAGAUUUGUUUUAAUAAUGUGCAUAUGAAAAUAUUAAUUUCCUUCUAUGGACAUUGUGGUGUUUCCUGAAAAAGAAAAA
This is a messenger RNA of Rhinichthys klamathensis goyatoka, 2495 nucleotides long. It is a transcript of the gene spock3, whose product is annotated as SPARC (osteonectin), cwcv and kazal like domains proteoglycan 3. Gene Ontology annotation, molecular function: calcium ion binding; protein binding. NCBI's taxonomy places the organism in Eukaryota, Metazoa, Chordata, Actinopteri, Cypriniformes, Leuciscidae. The transcript has 11 exons. The coding region runs from base 118 to 1272 and encodes 384 amino acids. The record is from RefSeq and is a predicted model, not a curated record.